GUUGGUUAUUUACCCCGUUUGCCACUGAGUCCUCCGCAAGCCAUCUUUCGCGACAUGGCGACACCCACGGCCACGCCCACGCACGACACGAGACAGAGAUGAGGACGACGACGGCGAUCAGGAUCAGGGUUUGAGCACGGACCCCCUCCAUCGCCCGCCCCAAUCUCUUCCUCCCCCGUCAGCAACCCUUGCAGUCUCUGCUAUCGUCAGGCCGCACGCGAUCAAAGCCCCGCCGCGCUGCGGCCAACCGUCUCCGGCACCGGAUCCGCUGCCUCCCCCCUCCAGGAUGGCGAUGAUGAGCCGGACGCGGGACCUGCUGGUGGAGGGGUUCGAGGGGCUUGUGCGGGAUGGGUCGUUCAAGUGGGGCCCCCGCCGCGGGGACACGGCCCUGGACGACGGCGACGACGACGACGGCUCCCUCUCCGUGCAGCGCUCCUCCAUCCCCGGCCUUUCCUUCAAGGCCAACGCCGUCGUCGCCCGCUGCUCUAGGAUCCUUGGCGUUUCUAUCAACGAUCUGCGAAGUAACUUUGAUAAGCAAGCAUCUGAUUCCGUAAAGCAACAAAGAAGCUACGCAAGAAACUUUUUGGAGUACUGCUGCUUCAUGGCACUUGCUCAGAUAUCACAAGUCACAGGGUAUCUUGCUGACAAAAACUUUCGCCGCUUAUCUUUUGACAUGAUGCUAGCUUGGGAGGUCCCCUCUUCCUCAAGCCAGCUCACUGUUAAGGUUGAGGUAGAUAGCACAGUUAGCUUAGAAGCUUUUACAAGAAUAGCACCUGCCAUCCCAACCAUUGCUGAUGUAGUAACUUGUGCAAAUCUCUUCGAUGUACUUUCAUGUUCGACCGGAGGCCGUCUUUCAUUUUCUGUAUACGAGAAGUACCUUUCAGAAUUGGACAGAGCGGUUAAAAAGAUGAAGACACAAUCUGAGUCGUCACUUCUAUCAAACUUUCGGUCUCAGAGAGGAGAAAGGAUUCUGGAAGUUGAUGGGACAUUGACAACACAACCAGUACUUGAACAUGUGGGUAUUUCAACAUGGCCAGGAAGAUUAAUACUCACAGAUCAUGCUCUUUACUUCGAAGCUCUUCGGGUUGUUACCUAUGAUAAGCCCAAAGUUUAUGAGCUUGCAGAAGAUUUGAAGCAGGUCGUUAAACCUGAGCUGACUGGUCCAUGGGGUUCACGUCUCUUUGACAAAGCUGUUAUGUACAAAUCAACAACCUUAACAGAGCCUGUGAUCAUAGAAUUUCCGGAGUUGGCUGGCCAUUCCCGUCGAGAUUAUUGGCUGGCCAUUAUAUCAGAAGUACUUUAUGCCCAUAGAUUUAUUAGGAAAUUUGAUAUAAGUGGAGUUGACAAAGAGGAUACAAUUCUGAAAGCAGUACUUGGUAUUCUGCGGUUAGAAGCCAUUGAAGAGUUACAUUUUGAAGUUCCAAAUCGAUAUGAAUCGCUUUUGAUGUUCAAUCUAUGUGACAAACUUCCUGGAGGUGAUGUAAUACUUGAAACAUUAGCCAGUUCUAUAUCAUCAAGAACUUCAGAUCGAACUAACCAACCUGGCACAAGUAGAGGAAUGCAUGCUGUCCUGUCAAACCUGGGUGUGGUAUCACCAGUUAAUAGUGGUGAGAGAUUGUUUGUUGGUGAGAUAGUUGUUGGGGGAAUCAGUGCCUUGCAGAAGGCUGUUACUGACUCAAUGAACAACUAUAAGAAGGUUGAACUGGCCCAAGCCUCGGUUGAUGGAGUCAAAGUUGAUGGGCUUGAUACAAACUUAGCAGUAAUGAAGGAAUUGUUAUCCCCGGUAAGUGAGCUUUGGAGGAUUUUGCUAUUGCUCACAUCAUGGGAUGAGCCUAUGAAGUCCAUGGUGUUUUGCUUUCUAUUCUCUUACAUUAUCAUCAGGGGGUGGGUAGUCUAUUUUAUUGUCACGGUGCUAUUGUUUUCAGCAACGUUUAUGUUUCUCACAAGAUUAACUAAUCAAGGAAAGCAAAUGAGUGAGGUAAAGGUGGUAUCCCCACCUCCAUUGAACACAAUGGAGCAGCUCCUAGCUGUUCAGAAUGCCAUUUCUAAAAUUGAGGAGCUCGUCCAGGAUGCAAAUAUUGUUCUUCUGAAGAUAAGAGCUCUAUUGUUGGCUUUUCCAUCCCAGGCGACGGACAAAGCUAUUCUGGCACUGGUACUGAUGGCUCUGUGCCUUGCCAUCGUUCCCACAAGAGUGCUUCUGCUGCUGGUGUUUGUGGAGGUAUCCACGAACCACUCACCACUACGAAAAGCAACCACAGAAAGGUGUACCAGAAGGUUGAGAGAGUGGUGGUUCAGCAUACCUGCAGCUCCAGUGGUGGUGGAGAAGGAGAAAGAAGACAAGAAGACAAGAUGAGAUCUGUGUAUAUAUAUCCAAUGUAAUCUUGUGUCUCCUGCUUGGCUGAUGCAUUGUGUGAUGUAUCAGCCACUGCCCACCUCUGUACAAAGACUGCUAUAUCAACAGCGAGGGCAAAUUCAAUGGAGAUUUGCUCUCACUUAUCUCAGUUGCCCUGUUUACACGAAUCAUAGGCUAGUCUCAAUGGUGAGUUUUUUUCUCACUUAUAUCAGCCAAUGUUUUGUUGGAAAAUGGAAAUUGACUAGAGCCGAUGCCAAUGUGAGUCGCCAUUAACACGUUCCUUUCGUUGGGUUGGACA
Messenger RNA from Sorghum bicolor (sorghum), 2651 nucleotides. RefSeq lists its product as uncharacterized. The transcript has 9 exons. The record is from RefSeq and is a predicted model, not a curated record. Bases 287 to 2353 code for a protein of 688 amino acids. Lineage: Eukaryota; Viridiplantae; Streptophyta; Magnoliopsida; Poales; Poaceae.